AUGUCUUCUUUCCUCCCAUCGCUGUCUUCUCUCUUCUUCUACCAUCUCUCACCAAUUUCUUCACCAUCUCUCCGUUCUCCACUCUUUUCACAUACGGCGACAAAGCCGCCGCCACCACCACUACCCACUGCAUCCAUCGCCACUCAACGUAACCCAAAAGAUGCUUCUGGGAGUUUUUUGUUCUCUCGUAAUGGGACAUUUAAAGCAGCUAUAUUCAAUCCUGGUGCACAGCAAAUCAGGUUCUACUUGUGCGUUAUCCACGUGGAAUCCAGCACCAUUAUCUGGUCUGCAAAUCGCGAUACGCCUAUUUCGAAUUCAGGGAUCAUGAGUUUGACUGUGAAUGGUAUAGUUUUAAGUGAACAAGAUGGAAGUUUGAAAUGGUCUACUCCAUGGUUGCAAUCUUCAGUAUCUGUCCUACAGCUUGCGGAGACUGGAAAUCUUGUCUUGCUUGAUCAAUAUAACAAAACUCUAUGGGAGAGCUUCGGUAAUCCAACCGACACAAUUGUGAUUGGACAGAAAUUGAAAGUCGGGACGCUGCUGUCCAGUGGAACAUCGAGCGAUGAUUUGUCGACGGGUAAUUACGCUCUUGCUUUAACUGCAUCUGAUGCCACUUUGCAGUGGCAGGCUCUCACAUACUGGAAAUUAUCUAUGGAUACCGCAGCUUAUACAAACCCAAAUUAUGCUGUGGACUACAUGGCAGUUAACCAAACGGGUCUCUAUCUGUAUGGUUCUAAUGGUUCUGUAGUCGCGGUUCAGUUGAACUUGGCCCCAUCUAACUUUCGGAUAGCCAAGCUGGACGAAUCUGGCCAGUUCAUCAUCAGUAGCUUCACAGGAGCUGACCAAAAACUGAAUUUUGUCGGGCCAGUUGAUGAAUGUCGAAUCCCAUACAUUUGUGGGAGGCUUGGUUUGUGUACAAAUAGUAUUUCAUUAGAUAAUCCAGCGUGCUCUUGUCCAUCUAGCUUCCAUAGUAGUUCAAAUAAUACAACUGACUGUGUUCCGGGCAACAAUUCUUACUCAUUGGCAGUUUCUUGUAAGACAACGAAUAACAGCAAUCAUAUGAAUCCUUCAUCUUUGUCUUAUAUGCAGCUUGGAUACAGUGUCGACUAUUUCUCUAAUGAUUUUACUGUACCUGCCAAGUAUGGGGUAAAUUUAUCCGCGUGUCAAGAUCUGUGCUCGGGUGAUUGUGCUUGCUUGGGAAUUUUCUACGACAAUUCAUCUGGUUCUUGUUACGUACUUGAAAAUGAACUGGGAUCUGUUAUCUCGAGAACCAUGAGUAGCAGCCGGCUAGGAUUUAUUAAAACCAUUUUCUUAGCUUCACCUACAAAUUUUGGCAGUGACAAUGAUUUUACUAAUGAUGCACUAGGAUUUCCUACAGCUGCUGUAGUACUGUUACCAUUAUCUGGUCUUAUCCUUGCAAUUGUAAUUGGAAUAUUUUUGUGGAGAAGAUCGAAGCUUCCCAAACUAGUGGAGGAGAAAUCAAACCACUCAACCUUCCCCUUUUCUGAUGAUCUUGAAUUUUCUAUACCGGGAUUACCCUUAAGAUUUGAAUAUGAAGAGCUUGAGAGAGCAACUGAGAAUUUCCAGACUCAGAUUGGAACUGGUGGAUUUGGAGCUGUAUACAAGGGUAUGCUCCCUGAUAAAACAUUUAUUGCGGUAAAGAAGAUCAAUAAUUUGGGUGUUCGAGGGAAGAAGGAUUUCUGCACUGAGAUUGCGAUCAUUGGAAAUAUUCACCAUGUGAACUUGGUCAAGUUAAAAGGCUAUUGCGCACAAAGAAGACAAUGGCUAUUGGUUUACGAAUACAUGAAUCGUGGGUCGCUGGACAAAACCCUCUUUGGUAAUGGACCGGUCUUAGAAUGGCAAGAGAGAGUUGAAAUUGCAAUCGGAGUGGCACGUGGGCUUGCAUACUUGCACAGUGGGUGUGAAAAAAAGAUUAUCCAUUGUGAUGUAAAGCCUGAGAACAUUCUCCUGCACGAUCAUUUCCAGACAAAAAUAUCUGAUUUCGGGCUGUCAAAGCUUCUAAGCCCCGAACAGUCCUGUCUGUUCACAACAAUGAGAGGCACUCGUGGUUACCUUGCCCCCGAAUGGCUUACAAGCUCCUCAAUCACAGAUAAAACUGAUGUUUAUAGUUUUGGAAUGGUACUGCUUGAAAUUGUAAGUGGAAGAAAAAACUGCUCAUUAAGAACACGAAGUCAUAGCCUCGACGAAAAUCAUAGUGCUGGUGGCCACUCGUCGUCUUCAUCUUUACAGGAACUCAUUUAUUUCCCGCUAUAUGCGUUGGAGAUGCACGAAAAAGGGCGGUAUUUAGAUCUUGCAGACCCCAGACUACAUGGUCGAGUUACUAAUGAAGAGGUUGAGAAGUUUGUGCGCGUGGCAUUGUGUUGUGUUCACGAGGAGCCUGGUAUGAGGCCAAAUAUGGUAAAUGUUGUUGGGAUGUUGGAGGGUAAUUUACCUUCAAGUCAGCCGAGGAUUGAAUUGUUGAACUUUUUGCGAUUUUAUGGGCGUCGUUUUACUGAGGCUUCAAUGGCAGAAGAGUCCGGAGUUCAAGAUGGGCUUGAGAACUAUAGAGGAAGACUGGAGAGAGAAGUCGUUGCUACCAUGGCUUACGUCGAGAGAGGUGUCGUCAAAUCCAAGAAAUCAAUAUGGCGAUUACGGACAAUCAAAGAUUUCUUUUGGGCAAUUGUCAACUUCAUUGGCGUGUUCUUCACUACAAUGUUUUCGAUGGAAAAAUCUGAUGCUUACCGGAAAGGAUUGGGCGCCAGCAAGAAAUGGGAUGGGGGUGGUCCAGGAGGUCCUGGAAGCGGUCCAUAUGGUGGUGGUCCACGUGGGCCACCCCGUGGAUUAGACAAUGUUCGAGGGAUUGACCACAGUUCUCUUCCAGCCUGUGGCUCUUGUUGUGGAUGA
Molecule: messenger RNA, 2901 nt
Organism: Fraxinus pennsylvanica
Lineage: Eukaryota; Viridiplantae; Streptophyta; Magnoliopsida; Lamiales; Oleaceae
Source: the annotation of a GenBank genome assembly